GGAGGCAGCGGCAGCGCGCUGAGCCGGAGGGGCGCUCGGGGCUCCGGCCAUGGGGAUCGCCGGGCUGGCCAAGCUGAUCCAUGAGCAGGCGCCGGACGCCGUGAGCUCCGUCCAGCUGGACGACUACCGGGGGCGUGUGGUGGCGAUGGAUGUCUCUGUCGCUAUUUACCAGUUCCACACGGCUAUGCCAAAGAUCACCAACCGCCAUGGGCAAAAUAUCAGUGCCCUGCAGGGCCUCUUUUACCGGACGAUGCACCUCCUGGAGAACGGCAUCAAGCCCGUCUUCGUCUUUGAUGGGAAACCCCCGGAGCUCAAGGAGAGAGUGUUGGCGAAACGCACCACAGUCUCUGGAGCCAAGAGGAAAGCUGCAGAUCCUGCCGUGGGCGAGCCCCCGCAAUGGCUGCCGAGAAGAGACUUCGAGAGGCUGCUGGGUUACUUGGGGGUUCCCUAUGUGCAGGCGCCAGCUGAGGCAGAAGCGACCUGCGCAGCUCUGGUGAAGUCCGGGCAUGCCUGGUGCACGGCCACGGAGGACAUGGAUGCGCUGCCCUUCGGAAGCUCGCUUCUCCUGCGGCAUCUGAACUCCAAGAACAAAGACCUGGAAGAGAUCUCCUUGCCGGUGGUUCUGCAAAAGCUGGGCUUAACGCAAGAGCAGUUUGUGGACCUCUGCAUCCUGCUGGGCUGCGAUUACUGCGAAAAGAUCCGGGGCCUUGGCCCCAAGAAGGCCUUGCCGCUGCUGCAGCAACACAAGAGAAUUGAGCAGGUCCUGCACUCUGCCUGCAGUGCUCAGAAGCACCCAUGGCCUGAAAACUGGCCCUUGGAGGAGACCCGGCGGCUCUUCCUGCACCCCGAGGUGGCCCAGCCGAGUCAGGUGGUGCUAGAGUGGCGGGAGCCUGACGUGGAGGGGCUGGUGCAGUUCCUGGCGCAUGAGAAGCGCAUGGCUGAGACCCGGGUUCGGCGCCGACUGGAGAAGUGGCAGGCCGCCUGCCUGAAGAGCGCCCUGCCCCAGUCGCCUGGCCCCGUGACGAAGGGCAGCAAGAAGCAGCAGAGGAUGGUGGAGUUCUUCCAGGUCAAGAAGCGGGCGCGCAAGAUACCGAAAGCCCGGCAGGAAGAAGAUGAAGACCCAGGAACAGCCAGGAACGGCAGCGGAGACUUGAGAAAAUAGCUCCCUUUUUCUCUGGCUUGCAAGGGCCGCACUCCAGGAAGUCCAGGCUUGCUUGGCAUUUCAUUUCAUUUAUUUAACAACAUUCGUAUGCCCCUAAAUUCUCAGAUCACAAUGAUCUUCAGGAAACUGGACCCCUUCUUUCCUCUCCUCUGAGCAGGUGGCUGCCUGCCCUUUGACAUUUUCCCCUUUCCCUGACCUGGCUGUCUUUUGUACCAGACUCCUGUUCUGCUUCUUAUAAGCCUGCAGGAAGAUUCCUUGCCUCAGCCUCUUUCUCAUCUUACAGAAAUAAGCCAAUUCAGACAGAGGUGUGAUUCUGAAUUCUGGCUGCUGUCCAGUACUGUGGUUGAGACAGGCAGUCUGUUGAGGUCAGACAAGAACAGGACCCUGGACAGCUCCAGGGGGCUCUGCUGGCUGAAAUGUCCGACUGCAGGGAGCUAGCACCAGCGGAAGCCUAGCCUUACACAGGCAGCCAAGUUCUGGCGUGGGCCUUCCCCUCUUCAGCGCUGCAGAAAGAUUGGCGAGGGGUCCUCCUCUGAGCCAGAUGAGGGUGGCAAGGCUGUGCCCUCCAGCUCGAAGGGUCCCAGAUCAAGGUGAUGUUCCCCAUCCCCAAGGAAGCAGCUUGGACCAAGGGCACAGAGUUAUAGAUGUGGAAGGGACCCCCAAGGCUCAUCUAGUCCAAACCCCUGCAAUGCAAGAACCACAAGCCCAGGGUCUUUGCCAAUGGACUCUGGAUCUCCUGCCCCUUAUCUCCUAUUUUCUAAACUUACAUUUCGUUAUUUUUUUGACUUUGCUUCCAGGGUGGUUUUCCUUCAAAAAGUCAACCUCAAUUUGCCACUAUACAUACAUAUGUGUCACAGGCCUGUGCUGGGAGCAUUUGAAGGACCUAGCAGCGUCCUUGGCCUGCCAAAUCCUGAUACAAACUGGGUUUUUUUGCAAACCAGUUUACCUUCUGUUACCUGCUUGUCCUGCACAGCUGUCCCUUUCUGCACCGCCAUUCUGGCAGUUGACAAUAAACAAAUCUCUGUUCUACCCAAAUUGAAACCCAGUGGUAUUUUGCUAAUUCCUCCUGGGAAUCAAAGGUUGCGGCAUUCAGUCUCGUGGCCCACUGUGGCUCUGGGUCCAGGACCCUGGAAUAUUAUGCCUCUAGGCUGAGAUAAGUUUACAGGUGAGUUUGUGUGUUACCUGCCAUCAGGGCCAGGUGUAGACGAACAUGAGAAGAGCUUGCUGGAUCAGGCCAGCGGGGGCCCAUCUAGCCGAGCAUCCUGUGUUCACAGUGGCUAAUCAGAUGCCCCAAAGGAAUACCCACAUGCAGGAUCUAUGGACUAGUGGCCUUCGAUAGCCCUCUCCUCCUCCAUUAAUUUGCCCGAUCCUCUUUUAAAGCCAUCCAGGUUGGGGGCCAUCACUGCCUGCUCCUGUGGCAGGGAGUUCCACAGUUUAACUGGGUGCUGCUUUGGUGACAAUGUGCAGCAACAGAAUAUUUUUGUUCUUUCUGCCUGAGAGGUUCAAAUUGCAAUUUGACUCCUAUCACAUGGGGAUUAUUCAUAUUCUGCCUGUAGGAACUACUCUUUGUCUUGACAAGGGUAAGUAAACACCAGCUUCACAAAACACCCCUGUGAAUGUCAUUGGGGUCUGAAAUUUUGCCAGAGAGGUUAGAAACAGAGGGAACUGCCUUGCACUGAGUCAGACCCUGGGUCCAUCCAGCUCAUGGUGGCUGGCAGUGGCUCUCCAUGAAGACCCUCCCAGGAGGUUCUAGAUUCAGGUAGGUAGCCGUGUUGGUCUGACGCAGUAGAAAUAUAUUUUAAAAAUUAAAAAAUUGUCCAGUAGCACCUUAGAGACCAACUAAGUUUGUUCUUGGUAUGAGCUUUCUCUCUCUCUCUCUCUCUCUCUCUCUCUCUCAUCUAUCUAUCUUAUCUAUCACCUAUCUAUCAUCUCUACUACCUACCUACCUACCUACCUACCUACCUACCUACCUACCUACCGUCUGUCUGUCUGUCUAGCUUUUAUUAAAUUUUCUGUUUUACAAAUUAAAAUACUCAUUUUACAUCCUUAAGAUAUCAAUGACUUCCCUUCUUCCCUUUCCAUGGUUCAUUUUACAGUGGUACCUCGGUUUAUAAACACAAUUGGUUCCAGAAGUCUGUUCAUAAACUGAAACGUUCAUAAACUGAAGUGAACUUUCCCAUUGAAAGUAAUGGAAAGUGGAUUAAUCCGUUCCAGACGGGUCCGCGGAGUACUCAACCUGAAGCGUACUUAACCCAAAGCAUGGGUGUAAUUGGUUCCGGAAGUCUGUUCAUAAACUGAAGUGUUCAUAAACUGAAGUGAACUUUCCCAUUGAAAGUAAUGGAAAGUGAAUUAAUCCGUUCCAGAUGGGUCUGCGGCGUUCGUAAACUGAAAAUUCGUAAACCGAGGUGUUCAUAAACAGAGGGUCCACUGUACAUAUCAUAAAUCCCUGCAUAUUUUACAAAAACUAUCCCAUUAUUGCAUCCAUUAAAACUUGUUCACACUGUUGAAUUUAUCUGAAUGCUGCCAGCGUUUUCAGCUGUACAGUGUUAUUUCCAGUAUAUUCAAUAAACGUUUUCCAAUCUUCUUUAAAUGU
Messenger RNA from Zootoca vivipara (common lizard), 3755 nucleotides. Its product is annotated as flap endonuclease 1. Gene Ontology annotation, molecular function: 5'-flap endonuclease activity; 5'-3' exonuclease activity; manganese ion binding. Gene Ontology annotation, cellular component: nucleus. The record is from RefSeq and is a predicted model, not a curated record. NCBI's taxonomy places the organism in Eukaryota, Metazoa, Chordata, Lepidosauria, Squamata, Lacertidae.